AUGACUGCUGCUACACCCGGAGGAGUUUCCUACGCUGCCAUGGUCUCUGCUGGACUCCGUGUUCCUGCUGCCGAAGUAGGUGAAGCCUCCCCCAGAAGACUACCGAUUUCCGGGAUGCAUGCCGCUGGAACUGGAGGAUUACCACUGCCUCUCAAGACAGCCCGCCCUGAAGAUCCUGGUUCUUCCAUCCCAGUGAAACGCCAUGUAGCCGCCUUUGUCACCCCAACUGGUCCGCCCAUCACUAACACCAAUCACAUCCGUGUUCUCGUCGAUAAGAUCCAGGCCCGCCACUCCUCGGCUUCUUCGCCCUCGGAUGCUGCUCGGACUACCUCUUCUCAGAUGCAUGCACUUUCGUCGAGCACUCCCGCCUCCCAGCCGACCUCCUCAUGCUCGCCGUUUAUGGGUACCUCUCCGUUCGUCUGUGAAACAUGUGGAAUGGCUUUCAAGAGAAGUGGAAAGCUGAGGCAUCACUUGAAGUUGCACAUUAAGUAUGGACCUCCUUUGCCACGCCCACCGCCUGCGCAGACCUCGCCUUCUCCAGUGGCCUCACAUACACGUUCAAAGACUACUGUCACCCCCUUCUUGGCCCCGAAUAUCCUGGCCUCCAGCUCUUCCAUGGAUCUUGGUUCUCGCUCCCCGCCUACUGCACCAGAGAUUGUUGUUCCUACGACUACCACCUCUCCGUCCACCUCCUCUGCUCCUGCUCUACCUGCUCACAGUCCUGCUGAUGAGGUUUCCAACAUCAAUCCUGCCUGCUCACCUGACACAGCUACUGGACCCUCGUCUCCUGCCAAUGACUCUGUCAUCUCCUUGGAGCCGCUGUCACCGUUACCUGCCUCUCCUUCUGCAACUGCAGUCAACGACUCCCCUCCCGUACAUGCCUCUCUCCAGACGUCUCGUGUUGAAUCGCCUGCUCAGCCGUCUUCUCCGGUAUCUCAAGCUCCUCGCUCCGCUCCUUCCGAUGAGGUCACCGAUGCAUCGUCCCACCAGUUCCCGUUGACCACCUGCAGACGCGACACGGUUGUUCAUCUUGUCUUCCCUGUGUCUGAUACUCUUCACUGUACAGAGGAACACUGUAUCAGGACCUUCCACGCCAAGUCUUGGUCACAAUCCCGACACUCCUUAUGCAGACACCUGGCUGUUGCACAUGAUCUCACCAUUAGCCACACUGAGAACUGGUGCAGUCACUGUCAUCAAAGGAUUAUGUCUCGAGUCUCUCGACACGCCUGCUUCCAAGAACGCCCAGUCCUCAUUGCUUCUGGUAUCACCCACCGUUGGCAGUGUAUGUCAUGCGACUUCUCUUGCCAGACCAGAGGGGGCUACCUUAAUCACCAAGCCCGGCAUAAGCGUGAACGCCUUCGUGUGAACGUACCUGCUGUUCCUACUCCCCGCCCACGCAGACGUCGAGAAAGGACUACCCGACAUGUAACAUUCACCACAGACUCUUCUCCAACGUUGCCCCAGGAUGACUCUGCUCCUCUUCCUACCUCGCCUGUGCCUUCUACUUCGAACUCUACUCCGGAUCUGCCUGCUGUGCCCAUCCCUAGCGCCACCCACUCCCCAAUGGAUAUCGAUGGGUCAAGCGGAACUCCUGGUAACCACCGUACCUCUACUGACCGCGAGGAUACUCUAUCACCAUCACCUAUCUCCGCCACUUCUGAUCUGGACCAUGGUGCUCCUGAUUUCAGCGAAGACAUUCCUGCCCUUCCCGUGGAGCCGCAACCGUCCUCACCGCUGGAUCACUUUCACGAACGUCUGGACGCCUUCUCUGCUGUUGACCUCUCCGCUCACUGGGAUGAUGUACUGAGUGUCCUGGAUGACAUCUACAAAACCGCUGCUGAGGUGGUUCGCCUUCCCCCACCUACAGACACUCCCACUGGUUUGCGCAACUCUCCGCCACCAUGCAACGAUCCCAAGUUCAUCCAAAAGCUUUACAAAAGAAAUAGACGCAGAGCUGUACGUCUUCUCACAGAAGGAGAUUCCGCCAGAUGCUCUAUCAGCCGGCAAGACCUCCAGGACUACUUCGUAGCCUUGCAAAGAGUUGGAUCCAUUGACUCAUCCUUCUACUCCGCACGAGAUCCUCCUCCCGACCCUUUGGAUUUAUCGCCCUUUACUCCAUCUGAAGUGGCCAGUAGACUGCACGCCUUUGAAAACUCGUCACCAGGACAUGAUCGCCUCACUUAUAACCACUGGCGAUCUGUCGAUCCUGAGUGCACCAUUCUUGCAAAGAUUUUCAACAUCUGUCUACGUGCUAAGAGGAUUCCACAGAGUUGGAAGGACACCCGGACCAUCUUACUGUUUAAGAAAGGAGAUCCUCUCGCACCAGAAAAUUGGAGACCGAUCUGCCUUAGUGUCACCAUCUUUAAACUCUUCUGUGGCUGCCUGGCUCGAAGAUUUACCAACUGGAUACUCAACAAUGACGUUCUAUCACCUGCUCAGAAGGGCUUCCUGCCCUUCGACGGCGUUUUUGAAAAUAAUUUUAUCGUCCAGCAACGUAUUCAACUUGCAAGAACGUCUAAAUCCGAUCUCUGCCUUGCCUCACUGGACAUUGGGAAUGCGUUUGGUGCACUUCCACAUGCUGCUAUCUUUCAGUCUCUGGACUCUGCUGGCGUCGGUGCUGACUUCAUCGAUACCAUCCGCGACCUAUAUGACAACUCUUCUACCCGCAUCAUCACCCAGGAUGGCCUGACGGAUCCCAUCUUCAUUGAAUCUGGAGUGCGCCAAGGUUGCCCGCUGAGUGGGCUCCUUUUCAAUGUUGCCAUUGAUCCUAUCCUCAGAGUCGUCCAGGGCCAGGCUCAAGCCCACCGCAUACUUGCCUAUGCAGAUGACAUCCUUCUUCUUGCCUCUAUCCCCCAGGAGCUACAAGUACAACUGGACAUGGUACAUGCACUUUCUGCCAAAAUUGGGCUUGCACUCAACCCCAGGAAGUGCUUUUCUCUUCAUCUCUCUGGCUCCCGCCCCAUCGGCACAAGAGACACUCCCUUCUUCCUGGAUGGUGUACGUCUUCAUGCUCUUGCUGACGGUGAGGAAGGUGUUUUCCUGGGCAAGCCUAUUGGUUUCCAACUGCCACCAGAUGCAAAUGCUCUUAAUGCAUAUAUAGAAAAAUGCAAAGUGCUGCUUGAAUCCCGCCUUGCACCGUGGCACCGCCUUGACGCGCUGAAAUCUUUCGCCUUCCCAUCUAUGAAUUUCGACAUGCGGAUGGCACGCCUGAAGAAGACUGAUUGGGCGAAACUUGAUGAUUUUAUCCGCCCUCUCCUUAAACAGACGCUUAAUCUCCCACCUGAGGCGGCGAAUGAAUACCUGUUUGGGGACUCUAAGAUGGCAUGUCUAGGGUUACCCCUUGCAGCGGAAAAUUCAGAUAUUGCUCGAAUUGAUGGAGCUUUCAAGCUUUUGACCUCCCGUGAUCCAUCGACUCAACUCUUGGCCUGGGAUGAUCUUACUCGCCUUGUCUCCAAGCGGAUCUCCAACACUCCCUCACCGCAAGAUCUUGCCGCCUUCCUCUCCGGCUCUAAUGAUGGAAUACUCGCUACCAGCUCCAACCCCAUCUCUUCUAUCUGGUCAGCUGCCAGAAGUGCUUCUCGCCGGUUAAAUGUCACCUGGGAAGUUGCUGCGAACAACUCUGUGUCUCUGAUCCACAAUGGUACCAUGAUCUCGCAAGGCAAGCGUCAUCUCGUUUUCAGAACCCUUCGCACAGCCCUCAAGAAAGCUAGGACUACAAAACUCCUCUCGUAUCCUAAUCAGGGAAAAGCCAUUGAAUGUGCUGCUGCUGCCAAAACAAGUUCCCACUUCUUCAGAGAUGGCUCAUUCACCCGUUUUGCGGAUUGGCGAUUCGUUCACCGGGCAAGGCUCAACCUCGUCCCUUUGAAUGGUGUCCGACGCUCGACGAAUGGUACCCGUGGCUGCCGCCGUUACAACUAUCAUCUUGAGACUCUUCCACACGUGAUCUGCCACUGUAUGAGAUAUAGUCGACUUUUCCAGGCUCGUCACAAUGCAGUGGUGGAGCGUAUCAAGAAAGCGGCUGCUGGCAGAUGGGUCGUGCUGUCUGAGAACCAGGUGCUCCGUGGACAUGCUCUCCGCCCUGACCUUAUCCUUGUGAGAGAUGAUUUCUGUCUGGUGCUGGAUAUCACAAUCCCCUUCGACAACAGGCAGUCCGCCUUCGACUCUGCUAGGAGGGAGAAGAUUGAGAAGUACCGUCCACUGGUUAACACCCUUCGCCGCAGCUACAGUGAUGUGCGCGUUGACGCCAUUGUGGUUGGUGCUCUUGGGUCUUGGGACCCAAACAAUGAUCGUGUCGUACACAGCCUAUGCUCCAGACGAUAUGCUUCUCUUAUGAGAAAGCUGAUUGUUAGCGACACGAUUAGCUUCUCCAGAGAUGUCUACGUUGAACAUCUUACGGGGGUCCCGCAAAUGCGACAACAGAGGCAGGCUUCUGCAAUACAAUGGACAGAGGCAAGAGACCACUUCACAAGGACAGAGGCAUGA
Messenger RNA from Stegodyphus dumicola, 4482 nucleotides. RefSeq lists its product as uncharacterized. Lineage: Eukaryota; Metazoa; Arthropoda; Arachnida; Araneae; Eresidae. The record is from RefSeq and is a predicted model, not a curated record.